AUGGCGCGUUCCCGCAUUACCACACUUCUUCUCGCUCUUUUUGUCGUCCUUUCCACCGUUUCUUAUGUCUCGGCCAAGAAGGGUCCUCUUGUAACCAAUAAGGUCUACUUUGAUAUCAAGCAAGGUGACGAAGACCUCGGUCGUAUCGUUGUUGGAUUGUAUGGCAAGACCGUUCCCAAGACUGCUGAAAACUUUAGAGCUUUGGCUACUGGCGAAAAGGGUUAUGGUUACAAGGGAUCCAAGUUCCAUCGCGUUAUCAAGCAAUUCAUGAUCCAAGGUGGUGAUUUCACUAAUGGUGAUGGUACUGGUGGCAAGUCUAUCUAUGGUGGCAAGUUUGAGGAUGAGAACUUCAAGUUGCAGCACACUGGACCUGGUGUCCUCUCGAUGGCUAAUGCUGGCAAGAACACCAACGGCUCUCAAUUCUUUAUUACCACUGUCAAGACCUCUUGGUUGGAUGGUCGUCACGUUGUCUUUGGCAAGGUGAUCGAAGGUAUGGAUGUUGUGGAAGCCAUUGAAAAGACCAAGACCAAUCGCCGUGAUAAGCCUGAAGUGGAUAUUGUCAUUGCUGAUUCAGGCGAACUUCCUGUCGAGGAGAUCCAGCAUAUUGAAUUGUAG
Molecule: messenger RNA, 615 nt
Organism: Lichtheimia ornata
Lineage: Eukaryota; Fungi; Mucoromycota; Mucoromycetes; Mucorales; Lichtheimiaceae
Product: peptidyl-prolyl cis-trans isomerase B
Exons: 4
Coding region: 1-615 (204 amino acids)
Biological process (GO): protein folding; protein peptidyl-prolyl isomerization
Cellular component (GO): endoplasmic reticulum; fungal-type vacuole
Molecular function (GO): peptidyl-prolyl cis-trans isomerase activity
Source: RefSeq, a predicted model, not a curated record